UUAGGGUUUUCUAUUUCCUUCUGUACACGUACGGUGACAGAGACCUCCAGCCUCCAACUUCUCUCGUGCGCCAACUCCUUCACUCCCCCACCAUCGCCAUCUUUCAUUCGUGUUCUUCUUGACUCCGCCAGCCUCUCUCACUCAGUCCGUUUCUGCACCAUCUCCCUCAAUCCGCCACCGUCUCAUACUCGCUGUCUCCCUCACUCGGUCCGUAGCACCUUCUUCCUCUAAUCGAUCCAUAUUGCUUCCUCCGUCAAGGUCUUCACCAAAACCGGGUGGCCCAGAGCCAGAGCAACCGCCGCCGGUAUUACUUUAGGGUUUGAAGUUUAAAUCUGUUAAUAUAUAUGUUUGUAUAUAUAUAUAUAUCUCUGUGUGUUUGUGUAAAAUAUUGAUUUGUGUUCGUGGAAGCUCUCCUUCCCAACACCCCCCACCCCCCCCCCCCCCCCCCCCCCCCCCUUUUUUUUUUUUAAGUUUUGAAGACGAUUUUGAUUCAUUAUUUUCUUAAACACUUUCUAUGGAAUUAAUUUUAAAGGACUUGAUAUGCCAUUUUUUAUUGUCAUCUUUAUGUGGUAAUAUUACAUUACUUAUUAGUUUAUAACACUGCCACAAAAUGACAUCUGGGUUUGGUUUGGGAAUCAAAUUAAGGAGUUGCUGAACGUGUAUAUACUGUAUAUAAAUUAGAAACAAAGCAUACAAUUCUAAUGGUUUAAGCAUAGUAAAAACAAACCUUUGUGGUGUUCCUUAAAUUCUUCACAGAGGAGAGGUAUUGGGGCAACAAUCCUGAGAGAAAUAUUAGAGAAUAGGAUUAUCUUUUUUGAAUUUAUGAGUUCAACUGAAAUUAAUCUCAGAUUCUAACCAAUUUUGCUUCAGAGUUGGAGUUAUUUUCACAUUUAGAUGAAUCUGUUGAAAGAUGAGGAGAUUGCAUGAGAAUAAUGGAACGAUUUCUAAGUAUUUGAAUGUACCGAGUUCUUAAUGCAAAGGGUUGUCUUCUUAGAUUAGAGUUGUUACAAUGUCUGGUCUUAUUUAGAUUAAUCUUUUCUGAAAAGAUCUUCAAUAUGCUAAUGUUCUUCGAGAAGAUGCAACUGUUUCCAUUUUUUUAUUAAAAUUUAUUAUGUGAAAAGUUACCACUGUUAGCAUUAAAACCUAUUAGUGAAUAGGUUCAGUUUAAGUUAAGCUUUUUUUUAAGAACAUCGGUUAAACGCAAGAAUUCAGCCCCUCCCUGCUUCCAAACCUGUGAGGGCAGGGACCCUCACAGGGCGGGUCAGUUUUUUUUUUUAAGUGACGAGACUAUAUAUUUUGCUCUUCAUUAGCUCUUGAAAAGUUUAUGUUUGCUGAAAUCUAUGCUUAUGUUAUGUUGCAAUUGCAUCAUUCUUAAAUGGUUUCCUGGUUUUUGCCAACUGUUUUUCUUCUAUAUUAAAUAUGAUAAUUAAAUUAAAACUAACAUUGUGGGUAUGGUGUUCAAUUAUAAAUUCCAAGAAAAAUAGAUUAUAAUACUCUGGGUUUGCAUGAUCUGUAAACUAUUAUCUGUUUUAAGUAUCAAGGUCCCGACCCUUUUAAUUGAGAGUACAAUAAAAAGCUCAUCUUGGAGUAUGAUUAUCUUCCUCCUUGAGUUGUUAUUGAUCGAUAUUAUGGGACAAUCUUGAGUUGAUAUAGCAUGUUUGGACAUAACCUGAAGCACAUUGAUAUCAAUUGUGGGUUGCUUUUAGUUAAUAUGAAUUUGUUCGUUUUUUAACAAGUUAUUAGAAGAUGUUAAGGGAUGUUACCGAAAAGGGUCUCUGUGUUGGUGGCAAAUUGCAAAGACUUCUCACUUUUCUCCCUAAAUCAAUGCCAUCUUGGUUGAAAAAUGGACAAUGGUUGUGUUUUGAAUAGUUUUAAUGGGCAGGAUAAAUUUUUCCUGGUAAGAGUGUCAUGGGAACAUGAACAGCACUUCAGAUUUUGUUUUGUUCCAUUACCAAAUUAUAUUAUUGCUGGGUCAGAGGUCUUCAAUGGCUUGUAUUUUUUAAUAAGUUCAUUAGUUUACGUAGAAGUUAUUCUGUUACAUGUGUCGCAAGCAGAUUUCAGCUUGAUGGGUAAGACAAAGCAAAGGCAGCUUGUGGCAGUCCCUACAAAGCAAAACAACACUGCAAGUAAGCUCAUUGACACUUCAAAUCCCAAUCCUGAUCUGGAUCUGCAUUCAGAAACUAGUUGGGUGAUUGUUAAGAAACAGAGGAUCACCGUCCUGGUACCUUCACUUCCUAUUGCUGAUAGAUCUCCACAGUUAAACCUUGAAGCGAGUCAAUCACAGGCUGUGCAUACGAAAAGGGUAGAUGAUGGUCUAGAGGAACCAACUGAGGCACAUCCCAUUUCCAGGUUGCCAUCAGCUAAUGAGUGGCGGAAGAGGUCCAUGCCAUUGCCAACUGCUUCUGAAAAGGGUCUCCAAGUUAAGAAAGCUUCUGGUGCUCAAAACUUCACAACAUCAACCAAACCAUUUAGGCAAGACCUAACAAUAGAAUCAGUAAAGCCACACCAAGUUCGUACAGCCAUGUCUCACAGAUUACUUGGAAUUUCUAACACCUCAAAAGGUAUCAUGGUGCCAAGACUAAUACUCCAUGGCCAUAGUGGUCACCAUGUUGGUGGCGUGGCCCUGAAUCAAAGAUUGAGGGCAAUGAAUCUUGAGAGGAAGCUUCAGAAAGCUGGUGGGUUGAGCAGGUGGCUUGCUUCUCUGGGUCUGGUACAGUUUGUGAGGAUCUUUCAGAGGAAGGGUCUUAGCAAGUUUCACUUGGUGAACCUAACCAUGAAGAAGCUCAAGGAUAUGGGUGCAAAUGCAGUGGGGCCUAGGAGAAAACUUAUGCAUGCAAUCGAUUGCAUUUGCCAGCCUUACUAUUUUGAGACCUUGUAAAAUGCUUUCUCAGGAUUUAGAAGCUAUGUUCAACUAUGAACAAUUGUAUAAACAAACACGCUUGUUAUAGAUUUUCAUUGUACAUACUAGUUCAGUGGAAUGUUGUGUUAUUUUAUAUUCCUCAAAUUAUUAUCAAGAUCUAUCAUUUACAGAGGACAAAAAGAAUGUAUAUAGCUCACUACCAAAAGAGAAAAAGAAAUGAUAUCAUGUUUUUGUGGAUUAUCACUGGUUA
This is a messenger RNA of Humulus lupulus (European hop), 3110 nucleotides long. RefSeq lists its product as uncharacterized. Bases 1844 to 2878 code for a protein of 344 amino acids. Gene Ontology annotation, molecular function: protein binding. Lineage: Eukaryota; Viridiplantae; Streptophyta; Magnoliopsida; Rosales; Cannabaceae. The record is from RefSeq and is a predicted model, not a curated record. The transcript has a single exon.